Molecule: messenger RNA, 1620 nt
Organism: Mangifera indica (mango)
Lineage: Eukaryota; Viridiplantae; Streptophyta; Magnoliopsida; Sapindales; Anacardiaceae
Exons: 2
Coding region: 394-882 (162 amino acids)
Source: RefSeq, a predicted model, not a curated record
UGUUGACUAGUCUGAUACUUUGCAUAUAAAGGCACAAACUGUGUGUAAAAAGUUAGAUUUCAUUAGAAAGAGAUUAGAUUUGUUCAUGAAAUUGACAUCAUCUCACAUGUCUUGUAUCAAUUUUUAGUAUUUUACUUCAAACCUGUCUGAGAUCUCACUCACAACAGCACAGUAAAAUAAAGACUUUAGGUUGGUUUGGUCUUCUUUUCAUUUUCUUUCUUGUCGUUUCAGAAUUUUGCUGAGCAGCUCAAGUGCAGUGUGACAGGCCUCAAUUGCUUGGUGGGCUUUUGAAGUCCUUUUGACUAGGAUCUUUCUCCAGCUGACUUUGAGGGAUAAGAGCUUCAUAUAAUUGACUACAUCAUCUCAGAUUUUAUAUUGAGACUAAAGAGAAACAUGGAUCAGAAACUAGAAGCUUUAAAGGGCGGUGGAGGAUCCAUCAGGGUUGGCACUACUGGAACAAUCAGUGCUCUGAUGACUAAGGAACUGGAAUCCGUUAAAUCUGCCCCACAGACACCAAGAUCUCAUCCUGUUUCAGUUUCCUGUGGCACUACUUCUAUUAAAAGACUACAACCAAGAAAAUCAUUAGAUGGAGCAAGCACAAGUGGUGGCAGCAGUAGCAGCAAUAACAAUAAUCAUAAAAGCCAUGAAAUUCCCCAGAAAACAAAAGGCCAUAACAAGGGUACCCAUCGAAUCCCAAUGCUGGCCUCUGAUAACAUUUCUUUGGACAGAACUCCUAUUCUGCUGAAAAAUGGCAAGAAAGCAUCUAAUAUUGUGGAAAUUGUAGACAUAAAAUGUGGGCACCAGGAAAGAGCAUGGGCUAGCCCUAUAACCAAUAAACUCAAGAAACUUGGAUUCUCAAAACUAUCUGAGAGUACCAUCUAAGCCUGCAACUUCUUCGUAUCAGACUUCAGGCUCCUAAGACUUGAAAUCCCGAUUGGUCGACUGUUGUCUGAGACUUCCACCAUAGAACAUACGCGUGGUAACCUGCUAGCUCUCCUCCGUUGCUUCUUUUGUGUUCUCAAUGCAGAUGCCAUAGUUGGUCUAGGAUGGGUACUAGAGGAAGCAAUGUCUUCUACAACAGACUGAGGCUGCCUUGAGCUAUCUUGGCUGCUUAUUUCAAGCUGGCUAAAAUGCUCAAUUUCUCUCAUUAUGAGGGAUCCUACGGUACCUCUGGUACCGAUUUCUACAUGAGCGUCCAUAGCCAUUUUCUCUGCAAGCUCUGCAGCAAUGUUGCUGGAUUUAUACAUGUUUUGUCUGGUUUAAGUUAGUCAAGAAAAGAUAAGAGGAUGUAGUUGAAGACUGGAUUGUUUUCAGCCUAGUCUUGGUGGGGAAGUUGCCUUGAGUCUGAAGCACUAGUUGAUUGGCCUUAUACACAUGUUUUCACAUGACUUCUUUACCUCAUGUUCUUUAUCCAAAGUAGAGUUGACAGGAUUAGGUGACAUGUUCAUUCUAUUUGUUGCAAGAAAUAUCUCACGUCAUGCUGACAUGGACUCCUGACAAAUCUACUGAUGUGUGAAGCUGUUAUGUUAGGGUGCAAAUGAAGACUGAGUCUGCUGGUUACUUGUGUCUUUAUACCUUCAAUAAAAUUAUUUGUACUCACUUUAAGUACACAAAUAGAUA